UCCCCUCAUAUCCUUCCAUAUCCCUACAAAUCCAACAAUAUCUUUUUGAUCCAUCGAUGCACCCAUCCCUUGAUAUUAAAUUUUAUCCUUCAGAAUCCACAGUAUCUAAUAUACCACAAACCACAAAAUCUAAUCCUUUAAUCUUAUUAAAUUCAAAUUUUUGCUGCAUUUUUGGCGCCGCAGGCGAAAAUUUUUUGAAUUUUGGAGCUCAAGAAGCCAAAUUUCCUCCAUUUUCAGCGCCGCAGGCGAAAAUUUUGAGAAUUUUGGAGCUCAAGAAGCCAGAUUUCUUCCAUUUUUCAGCGCCGCAGGCAAAAUUUUGGGAAUUUUGGAGACUUUUCCUUAAAAAUUUUAAUAUCAAAGUACGCAAGGUCCGAGUAAAGUUCAAAAAAUUUCCGUCAUUAGGGGUGUAAAU
Messenger RNA from Meloidogyne enterolobii, 412 nucleotides. Lineage: Eukaryota; Metazoa; Nematoda; Chromadorea; Rhabditida; Meloidogynidae. The record is from the annotation of a GenBank genome assembly.